GAGAACGUGCGCUCUGUUUGUGUCCGGCUCUGAUAAUACAGUCACGUGGAGAGGAAUGUAAUCGGCAUGUAUUUGUGCGGUGUUCGGUUCUGCCGAGGCCCAGCUUCUCUCAGACGAAUCUGCAGUUUAUUCUGGAGACGAGACAAAUGAAGACAGCAUGAAAGAGGUGGAUUAUUAUCGGGAGCAGGGUGGAGAAAGUCUGGAUUUAGAAGAAAAACCUGAUAUUAAAACCCUCGGAGUCCAGCCGGAGCAGGACGCUAAUGUAAACCAAACCUCUGAUAUCCCACAGCUGUUGGUUAUUAAAAAAGAAGAAGUUUCUCCUGAAUGUAUCCAAACUCUGGAGCAGCAAUACCCAAACCUCCACAUAAAGGAAGAGCAGGAGGAAACCUGGAGCACUCAGGAGGAAAAGCCACCUAAUGGGCUCCUCGUCACGGGUGUUCCAAUAAAGAGUGAAGAUGAUGAUGAUUUGAAACCUCAGUUGUCAGAGCUGCAUCAAAGCCAAAUCUUUAAAAAAGAGGUUAAAGUUGAAGUUAAAAAAGAGGAAGAGGAUGAGCCUCCAAUCAGCAGCUCAGCUAAUCACAUAAAAACAGAAACAGGUGGAGCACCAGAAACGACCAGAAACUCAGAUCCACGCAGAGAUUCAGAGCCUAAUACUGAUAAACAAGCUUCAGCUGCUUUUGAGGCAGAAGUCAGUGUUGAUGGCAACAACAGUGAUGAUGAUGCUACUGAUGAUGAUGAUGAAUGGGAGGAACCUUUGUCCAACUGUCGACCUAAAACUAAAGACAGAGACAGUAAUCGGAAGGAGUCGGAUUUAAAUCCUGCUAAAACAUCCUUCAGCUGCUCCGAGUGCGGUAAAGACUUUCUCUCCAAGCAGUGUCUUCAGAGUCACGUGAUAAGUCAUUCAGGAAGAACACCUUCCAGCCAUCUGCUUAAUAAGAAAUGCUCCAGAGUGAAGCAGAAAGCAGAUUCAAAGACGAGCGUAGACAAAGGAGAGAAACGAUACGUCUGCAAUGACUGCGGACACAGAUUCAGACAUCGCUUUAAUCUUAAAAGACACAUGAGAGUUCACACAGGAGAGAAUCCUUUUAGUUGUGACAUUUGCGGUAGAAGAUUUAAACAGCAGUGCAGUCUCAAAAGACACACCAGACGCCACAAAGGAGAGAAAUCAUUUAAUUGCGAUGUUUGUGAUAAAAGAUUUAAUGUAAAGGAUGAUCUCAGGCAACACAUGAAGUGCCACACAGGAGAGAAACCGUUUGGCUGUCAGCUUUGUGGAAAAACCUACAGGGCUCAAUGUGGGCUUAAGAGGCAUAUGAUAGUCCACUCAGGAGAGAGACCAUUCCACUGUGAUAUUUGUGGUAAAACAUUUAAUGAAAAGAAGUCGCUUAGUAAACAUGGAAUAAUUCACACAGGAGAGAAACCAUUCGGUUGUGAUGUUUGUGGUAAAAAAUUUAGACAUCAGUGUAACGUCAAAACACAUAUGAGAAUCCACACAGGAGAGAAACCAUUUGGUUGCAACAAGUGUGAACGGAAAUUUAACCAAAGUGUACUUCUUAAGAAACACAUGAAAGUUCACACUGAGGAGAGUUCUUUAUGAGGGGCUGGUUAGCUGGUUAGAGAAAACCAAAACUCCUGUUUGGAGGUGACGGGGUGUAGAUAUGUAAAAGUAACUAAUAUCAUAACAUUGACCUUCUUUGUUAGCCCAGGCUUGUUGCUUCAGAAUCUCUGAGCGCUCACUGAAAAGCUGGUGUUUGACAUGUCAUCUCAUCCUUCUUUCAUAUAAAAUCAACCAAUUGAGCACUACCUGCCUGCUUAAAUCAGAGACUUCAGGGGAACGGUAUAAAAUUAAUAUUCUUGUGAAUAGGUAAGUUAAUACACUGCUUAAGUCUUAAGUCACAUAUAUACAAUUAGAGCUGGGUAUCGUCACUGAUUUCUACAAUCCUCGAUUCGAUUCACUUCAAUUUUGAGACAGUCAGAAAUAUUAUAAUUCUGAUCAUUUAUCAGUACUGACGCUUGUGAGACUUCAUCAGAGGUGUAAGCCUCAGAGCAGAUGCCUUUGUGUCAAAGUAACUGACGAUGAAACACAGAAAAACACAAAGGAGAUUUUCCUGGCCUGGCUUUUUAUAGCAGAUAACCUUAAAAAUAUUCUGCAGUGGGUCAAAAACUGAAGAAAACCAUGAAUCAACAACAACUACAUUACCUGAUGCUGCUGAAGUGAAGCAGAGCAAAGUUACAGAGGCUUAAUUAGAGACACAGCGUUUUGCAAUUUGGCAUAACUUGUAAAAGUUUAAAUGUCUUCAGUAUUGAACAGCAGAAAUUAGACUGUCAUGUCGGAGGUCCUUAAAAAAAACCCUACCGCCUGGCAGCAUUGUACACAACAGUAGACUGGUGCUUAAUAAGCAAGCAAAUAAUGCAGAAAACAAAGAUUUUAGAUGGGAAGCUGUUCUUGAAGUACACUGAGAGAGAAAGAGCUGUGCAGGAAAUGUGUUAUUUUAUUGUGGUGGAAGCAAAACAGCAAAAGUAAGACAGAAUUCAUGACUAUGUUUAUAAAAGUGAAGCGUAGAUUUGAUCUUCUUUUGCUGCUGGUUCAGUGAAAACCUGCAGCUUCAGAAUCUCUGAGAUGUUGAAUUUCAGCCCCGAUGGUGUGUCCGUGUACAUGCCAUCGAGUGAACGAUCCGUCUUUGUGCAGAAUCCGUUUACCUGCUCUCAUUUACUUUUUUAGCUGUUUGGCGGUUGUUGAAAUAGUUUUGUGAGCUUAAACCUGAGAUUCUGUCUAAAAUUGAUUUGAAUCGGAAAAUUGAUUUUUGAAACCCACCCCUAUAUACAAUGUGAAAUUUGUUGACAAGAAAAUGUAACAAUUCUCAGUGAAAACCAAAAAAAUCAUGUUAUGUAAAGUGUCAUAAUGUGUGGAAUGGAACUGUGUCUGUGACCACAGGACCCACUGAAGGAUGAUGGGAUGAUGCAUAACAGCAGUCAGGGUCCUGUGGGACAUGUUAUCAUUUGGAAAUGAUUAAAUUGUAUUAUUUUAUUACGCAUUUCCAUAUUAAAUACCAGAUUUUGUAUUCAAUAUAGAAAUACUUUUUAGAACUACUUCAAAAAUGUGUUAUGAAUGUAUAAUUAUUUCAGAUUCUACUCGUUGUCACUGGAUAAGAAUGUUAGUGUUAUGUUUUUAUUGCCAUGUGUGCAUAUUUGUGCUUUUUAUAUGAUUUUGGUGUACAUUAAAUGUUGUUAAACAA
Pelmatolapia mariae (spotted tilapia) is the source of this 3233-nucleotide messenger RNA. RefSeq names its product zinc finger protein OZF-like. Gene Ontology annotation, molecular function: DNA-binding transcription factor activity; RNA polymerase II cis-regulatory region sequence-specific DNA binding. The record is from RefSeq and is a predicted model, not a curated record. The coding region runs from base 158 to 1594 and encodes 478 amino acids. The transcript has 2 exons. NCBI's taxonomy places the organism in Eukaryota, Metazoa, Chordata, Actinopteri, Cichliformes, Cichlidae. Gene Ontology annotation, biological process: regulation of transcription by RNA polymerase II.